Molecule: messenger RNA, 533 nt
Organism: Xenopus laevis (African clawed frog)
Lineage: Eukaryota; Metazoa; Chordata; Amphibia; Anura; Pipidae
Product: thioredoxin-2
Exons: 5
Coding region: 72-389 (105 amino acids)
Source: RefSeq, a predicted model, not a curated record
CCCCACCUCCGCUGUAUCAGUUUAUUACAGACUGAAAGUCUGAGGGCUCCACACUACAGAGUGACGUGAAGAUGGUGGGGUACCUCAAAAGCGAGGAAGAAUACCAUUGUGCACUGAAAGAUGCUGGUGAGAAACUUGUGGUGAUUGACUUCACUGCAACAUGGUGUGGGCCAUGCCAGAUAAUUGCCCCAGACUUUGAUAAGUUAAGCACAGACAAUCCUGAUAUUGUGUUGCACAAAGUAGAUGUGGAUGAUGCAUCAGAUGUGGCCCAACUCUGUGAAAUUCGCUCCAUGCCAACAUUCAUUUUCUACAAGUCUGGCAAAGAGGUUGAGCGGUUCAGUGGUGCUGAUAUAGCGAAACUGAAGAAUACAAUCAAGAAGUUAUGCUGAAUCCUCAUUGUUUACAAAACCUUUUACAAGAAUAAUAUUUUUUUUAUUAUUCUCAGAAAACAUAUGGCUUUUUAAAAAAAAUACAUGCUUUGUACCAAGUGUGUGGUGUAUCAUGCAGUAAACUGGGCCUUAUGUGAUCUUUAA